AUGAAGGGCAAGAAGAGCAUAUCCCCACUAUCACCUACUCUUGUAAAAUAUCUCCACCCUAGAGUAGGACCAAAAAUGGCAGAAGGGAUGACUCCGGAGGAGGCUUGGCGGGAUGUAAUCAAAGAUGUAGCUGUGGCCUCCCUCUCAAAUAAACCAUUAGACAUUUUUGCCGCUGCAAUAUGUCGACUAGCAGAGCUAGACGACAGUGGACGCCUUCAGAUUAUUGAUCGAUGUCUCACUAUAUGCCCCGUACCUGAAGCGCCUUCGAUCGAUAAAGCUGCUCAAAUAGAGGAACUGCUAUUAGAAAUGCUCGUACCAGAGAACACUUCAGAAUUGAGGGGAACAACUUCGGUGGAGAUAGAUUCGGAAUUUCUUAAGGUCAUGACGAAUGUUCUCGAACACUCACAUAAGGAUUGGAGCAGUUCACGCGAAUUCCUUCAGAGGUUCUUUAAUGAUUGUAAGACUAAAUAUAUUCCAGACCUGGAAAUCUUUUAUUUGUUUCCGAAAAUGCCAGAAAUGGCACGUAAUUUGAUAAUAGAACCAGCUGAGGCCAAGAAUUUGGAACGUUUAUUUGCCUGUUUACAGGAAGCAUGCGCUGUGAAGGGCCUACGACUCCGAGAACUAAUCAAGACAAAAAUAUCCGGUCGUGACUACGAAUGGUUUGAUAAACAAGCUAGUGCGAUAUUUCCAAAAGGUAUUCCUUCCGAUCCUGAACCCAACAAAGACUAUAUUCCUCCCACGAAAAUCGACACCUCUUUACCGUUUACCAAAGAGCGUCAUGGCCAAUUGAUGCGUUCCGGUCGAUUGAAGACGCAGCAACAACUCUUGCGGCCUCGUUGGCAUAAUCAACAACACAUAUUACUUCUGGCUCUGCGCAGACAUCCGCAACAUAUGAUGACAAGAAAUGAACUUAUCGAUGCUGCUUUACAGUUGGAUGAGAAAUGGAGCAGAGAGACUGGUUUGCCAAAAUGUUUUACUGGCUUGACCCCGCGCAAUUCAGCAAGUGCCUGUUUGACAACAAACGCUGACAAAUAUUUUGCAGCUAUUAAAGUGGAUAAUGUAACGACCUAUUACAAGCUAUCGUUCAAACCAAACGACCUUGACGAUGCAAUCGCUCGUUACAAGAAAUGGGUGAAGCAACUUCAAGAACAUGAUUGGCCGUUGUGUUUCGGUAGAAUUCUCAAGAGCAAGAAAGGUCAAGAUCUUGUAAAACACCAACGCAUUAUAAUGCUAAGUGUCGGUGCGAGCAAUCCUGCUCAUUUACGAUGCAGAUACUGUGGACCUGAAAAAGAUGGCUGUAGUAAGGAGUUACCAGCAUGCGCACGGUGCAGAGCCAAAGGACAAUUAUGUAUUUAUCCAUUACGUCCGGAUGUACACAAAGAGACAGAGCGACAAAAGCAAAAAUCAGAACUAAAUAGUUUCUUGUCCAAAAAAUCACAGAGUGACGGGAGAUCGGUGAAUUUAAGGGCAAAAAAAGUUUCUGAAGAAAAGAAGGUCAGGAAGAAUGGUAAUGGAUCAUCAUACGAAAUCGAGUUGCUUGAAAAUAUACAAGAAGGGAUGGAUUUGUCAAACGUGCCAAAAAAAUUAUGUGACGUGGUUGACGUUAGACCCUCAAGCAUCCCAAAUGCUGGUAAUGGGCUCUUUGCAAAACGGAACAUUCCCAUGGGAACGCCUCUCGGAUUCUACUUUGGCGUCCCAAUGAUGGAGGAUGAAUUUGAUCAGUACAAAGAUAAAGUAGGAAAAGCAUCCCACUAUUCAAUGAGAUAUCGUCAUACGAUUCUAGAUGCCACCAACGAUGCCGGUGAGCCGUUCACAGAUCCAAAUGGGAAAAUACAUUGUCCCUUUCAUUUUAUGAACGAAGAUCCCUUUGGUAACAUGGUAUUUCUGGAAGGAUACGAGGUGAACCAAGUCAUCUGUCUAACGAAAAGAGACAUUAGGAAAGGAGAAGAACUAUUUGUUUAUUACGGCCAUGAGGGCGACGUAGUGGUAGACGCGGAAAGAACGGUAAUAGCGAGCAUAGAGAACGAAUAUGGCUUCGUGGGACAAAAAGGAAAAGGGGAAAUAAUGGCGAGUCACGAGAGUUGA
Messenger RNA from Paraglomus brasilianum, 2085 nucleotides. The record is from the annotation of a GenBank genome assembly. NCBI's taxonomy places the organism in Eukaryota, Fungi, Glomeromycota, Glomeromycetes, Paraglomerales, Paraglomeraceae.